Messenger RNA from Prunus armeniaca (apricot), 243 nucleotides. The record is from the annotation of a GenBank genome assembly. NCBI's taxonomy places the organism in Eukaryota, Viridiplantae, Streptophyta, Magnoliopsida, Rosales, Rosaceae.
AUGGAACUCUUGUGUGUCUUGGAGAUUGUUGAAGAAGCCAUCGUGAAACACCAUUGUCGCCAUGAUUUAGUUGUCAUUUUUGGCUCACAUACAGAUGGUUUUGGCUCAUGUUCAGAAUUUGGAGUUACAAUAAUGGAAAUUAACGGUUUGUGUGGGUUGAGGUUUAGCAGAUGCGGCACUAAGGGUUUAGCCGGUAUGAUACUUUGGAUCUCUUUGGGUGCCAGAGAGGAUGUGAAGCGGUGA